Molecule: messenger RNA, 1071 nt
Organism: Talaromyces amestolkiae
Lineage: Eukaryota; Fungi; Ascomycota; Eurotiomycetes; Eurotiales; Trichocomaceae
Exons: 2
Coding region: 1-1071 (356 amino acids)
Biological process (GO): basic amino acid transmembrane export from vacuole
Cellular component (GO): fungal-type vacuole membrane
Source: RefSeq, a predicted model, not a curated record
AUGUUUCCUCCACAAUCUAGUAAUCUAGAUAUCGAGGCCCUGAGUGGUAUUCUUGGCUCCAUCUCUAUAGCCUGCUGGGUUGUUGUGUUUUCGCCCCAAAUCAUUGAGAAUUUCCGACGCGGAUCAGCAGAUGGACUUUCUCUGUUGUUUAUAGUCGUCUGGCUUGCAGGCGAUGUCUUUAAUAUCCUUGGAGCAGUGCUUCAGGGUGUAUUGCCCACUAUGAUUAUCCUAGCAGUGUAUUAUACACUCGCAGAUAUCGUCCUCUUAGGACAGUGCCUGUAUUACCGCGGGAUCUGGUUUUCUGGCAAGAAGAGUGUAAAGGACGUACAGAGCGAGACGCUCGAAGAGGGAGAUAUUGAGAGAGAAGCACCGACAGAGCGUACAGCAUUGUUGAGUCAAGAAAAUGGAGAUAGAAACGGGCAUGGCUAUACCAACGGUACCGGUCUUGCGCAACAACCCCAACGAACCCAUCAAAUCGACGGCACACACCUUUCUCCUGCAACUCCGUUCAUCGACACAGUUCCCUCUUCAGAGGACGAAAGCACACAGGAUACUCGGCGCUCGUCAACCUCCAACCUUCAAGCCGCACUCCUCAACACGUUCGCGAUCAUCCUUGUCUGUGCAGCGGGUAUUCUAGGAUGGUACAUUAGCACACGCGUAUCCAAUAAACACCCCAAGGACGGCGACAACAACGACCUUCCAAGCAACCCAUCUGAACCACUCACAUUCGACCUCUGGGGCCAGGUAUUUGGCUACUUCUGCGCCAUAUUGUAUCUCGGCUCACGCAUCCCGCAACUCCUCUUGAAUUACCAACGGAAAUCCACCGAAGGUGUUUCAUUACUAUUCUUCCUAUUCGCCUGUAUCGGCAAUCUCACCUAUGUACUCUCGAUCUUCGCCUACUCGCCUAUUUGUCGAUCACGCGUUUGUGAGCCGGGCGAAGCCUCGGCGGUUUAUGGACGGUAUAUCCUUGUCAAUUGUUCGUGGUUGAUAGGGAGUUUGGGGACGCUGUUGUUGGAUAUGGCUAUUUUUGUACAAUUUUUUCUGUAUCAAAAGGAUGACGAUGAUUACUGA